AUGCCUCCGCCAUCCCGAGUUCCCAACCGCCCGCCCUCUGCAAUGUCGAUAUCGCAAGCUUCGCAAAGAGGGGAGGACGCCGAGGGAAGACCAACAAGUCCUUCCAGGAGGACAAGAAAGGUGACGGGAGGCUCGGUCAGCUCAAAGAAGGGCGAUCAAGGGCUGCAUCUGAAUGAGAAUGGAGAGAUCAACAUCCAGGUUGUCGUGCGAUGCCGUAGAGGACGUUCAACACAAGAAGUGACACAAGCGUCACCGAUAAUCACCACGACUGGCGGACCUCUAUCGAAGCAAGUCACCGUUGAAACCACUCCCCAGAUCUCCUCGACGAUGUCGUCCUUCACAACAGCUUCGACCUAUGGAGGUUCCCACCAGCCUUCGACUAAAACUUAUCCAUUUGACAAGGUGUUCGGCCCCGAAGCAGAUCAAACGAUGGUCUUUGACGAAGUGGCCGAGAACAUGCUUGCAGAGGUCUUGGCGGGCUACAACUGUACCAUCUUCGCCUAUGGACAGACUGGUACUGGUAAAACCUACACCAUGCAAGGUGACCUUGAGCUCACCAAUCUCGGCGCCCCGAAAUCUACUGCUGGUAUUGUCCCUCGGGUCCUCCAUCGACUAUUCAACAUCCUGGAAGCUGAUACGGAGUCUGAAUACUCUGUCAAAUGCUCGUAUGUCGAGCUCUACAACGAAGAGCUUCGGGAUCUACUAGCUCCCGAGUACAAAGGGGAACAAAGUGGGAAUGCAGGGCUCAAGUUGUACGAAGAUGGAAAGAAGGGAGUCAAUAUACAGGGACUGGAGGAGGCGGGAGCGAGGACUCUGAAGGAGGCGUUGGGCAUCGUGGACAAGGGUGUUAAGAGGAGGCAGACUGCCGAGACAAAGAUGAAUACGGAGUCAUCACGAUCACACACCAUCCUGACCGUCACCGUCCACGUCAAAGAGAGCAGCAUGCAGCGUGGCGGGGAAGACAUGCUUCGAAUCGGUAAAUUCAACCUUGUCGACCUGGCUGGUUCUGAAGCCAUUGGCCGUUCGGGGGCUACCGAUAAGCGUGCGAGAGAAGCUGGUAUGAUCAACCAGUCGCUCUUGACAUUAGGCCGAGUCAUCUCCGCCCUAGUCGAGAAGGGAAACCACAUCCCUUAUCGCGAGUCCAAACUCACCCGACUUUUACAAGACUCGUUGGGUGGCAGAACCAAGACCACCAUCGUGGCUACCAUCAGUCCCACCCGAUCCAACAUGGAAGAGACUCUCUCUACCCUCGACUAUGCUAUCCGUGCCAAGUCUAUCCGCAAUCGACCAGAGGUCAAUGCCCACAUGACAAAAGCCGGUUUGCUCAAAGAAUACGUCGGCGACAUAGAGAAGCUCAAAGCGGAGUUGACGGCCACGAGGGAGAAGAAUGGUAUCUACAUACCGGAGGACCAGUGGCGCGAGCUCCAAGCGGUUCAACAUAGGCAAAAGUCCGACUUUGACGAGGCUCGCGAGCGAGCUGGCGCCAUCGAAGUGGCUCUCAAGACUGCCAAAAAGGAAUUUGAUGAGAUUAGCGUCAAACUCAUAACCACUUCCGAUGAGCUCGCGCAGGUCCGAGAAGUAGAGAGGACACUGAAUGAGAUGCUGGAUGAGACCAAAUUGGUUCUUGCCCAAAUGAAAGUGAAGCUGGACGAGGAAGAGGCAGUCAGCCAGGCCUAUAUGCAGGGGGAGGACAGGCUGGAUGCUGUUGCCGGAAGCCUGAAGCAGGUUGCCACAGAAAGCGUCAACGACGUUGGUAGUCUCUUCGAAAAGAUUGCUCGAAAGGCAAAGGUCCUUGGAUCCAAUGCCGAUGCCGCAACGGCGUUCGGCAGUCAAAUGCAAGGCCUCUCACAGGGCCUCAACGCCGGUCUUGCCCAACUUCUCAACGCCCAUAGUGCGUUUGGCGACAGCGUCCGGUCCGAGAUGAGCGCCCUCGCCCUUACAGGACAACAAGCGACUCAACAUGACCUCGCACAUCUUGACAAGUCAUUUGCUGCCUUCACCGACCUCGCACAGAAGUUAUCUGCUUCCAACGAAAAGGGUCAGCGCGAGUCUGCCGACAUGAGCAAGUCACUCCUGGCUGUCAAAGACGAGGUGCAGAGUUCUGUGAGAGAAUGGGCACAGGGCGUGAGCGAAAGGAGCAAGUCAAUGGUUGAUGAGCUGUUGGAACAUCAGCAAUUGCAUCUCACAGCUGUCGGCUCUGUCCUCGCAUCAACAUCGGACCUGGUAGAGGCCAUCAUCGCCACCUCACAGCAACAUCUCGCUACGGAAGCUGCCGCUGCCUUACGCGCCCGAGAGCUGGCCGUCCAACGCUCAGCCUCUGAAGCUGAACGUUUGCGCUCCCAGAACAACCUCCUGAUGACUCUCCUGGCCAAUGAAAAAUCCAAGACCGCCAAGCUCCGAACGGAGUUGGUUGGCAACUUGACAAGCAUGAUCGAGGACUUUACGGAUGCACAAGACAAGGGAUGGAGUGAAGCAGUGGAGAAGGCCAAGAGAGAGAACCAGGCCGGAAUCGUCUCGCUGGAAAGAUUUAGAGAUGAAGUAGGAGAAGCGUGGACAGAGGGUGAGGAAAGGCGAAAGGUGUUUGAGACCGAGGCCACCACUGGCCGCGAAGCAGGUGCUCGACAAAAAGAAUUCGGCGAACAGGCUCUUGGUCAAGUGCGCGAAGGGCUUCGACAACGGCUGGUAGACUAUGGACAAGAGACCAUGGGUGAGGCCGAGAAGCACGUCCAGGUCGUCGACGGCUUCUGCGUGAAGUUGACCAAAGGGGCGAGCAAUGUGGCGAGCAAGACGUCCGCAAGAGGCAAGAAAAACUCGGAACUGGUAGAGGCUAUGACCAAGAAUGCUUCUUCCACGCACGAGGCAUCCAAAGCUAGGACAACGGCCAUGGCUGGCUCAAUCGAGGCUUUGACAUCGACCCUUCUGGCUUCGCAAUCGAAUGCGUCUGCCACAUUCGCUCAAAAUCAUUCAUCGGCCGAGUCAUCCCUCCAAGCGAUCAUGUCCUCAGCCGCUACCUUCCUCCAGUCCGGCAUCGAAGAGGACGUACCUACUGGUAUCACGCCUCGGAAGAAGACAUGGAAUGUGCAAUCGAGCUGGGGCAGAACAGGGCCCAGGGAAGCCAUAUUGGCGGACUGGAGAAGGCGACAAGGAAUACCUGAAGCUGAAUUUGAGACAUCGGGGCAUGCGGAAGAAUCGUCUAUUGGGACUGACGACACCGUCAAGGGAGUUAUUGGCGACUUGUCUAGUUCAUCUCAACCGAUAUCUCGAGAGGGCAGCAUGGUAUUCCCUUCUCAAACAAGCUCUCGUGAGCCUACGCCUUCUUCAAUACCACCGCCAUCUUCCCUUAACGCCAGCACUCGCCAAGCUUCAGGCCCGACUGUCCCCAAGACGAAGGCCUUGAGAUUACCUGCAGGAAAGAAGUUGAGCCGUGAUGCUGCGGAUGAGCCUCGGCCGGUGGUGGCAGUGCUGGGGGAAGGAGGAGUCAAUCUACCCAGGCGCGCGGGUCGACGUGGGAAUUGAGCUGGACGGAUGGACAGUAGAUUUUUU
Messenger RNA from Cryptococcus amylolentus CBS 6039, 3543 nucleotides. RefSeq lists its product as hypothetical. Gene Ontology annotation, molecular function: microtubule binding; plus-end-directed microtubule motor activity; ATP binding. The record is from RefSeq and is a predicted model, not a curated record. Gene Ontology annotation, cellular component: nucleus; spindle microtubule. Gene Ontology annotation, biological process: microtubule-based movement; mitotic spindle assembly. The coding region runs from base 1 to 3516 and encodes 1171 amino acids. The transcript has 7 exons. Lineage: Eukaryota; Fungi; Basidiomycota; Tremellomycetes; Tremellales; Cryptococcaceae.